Messenger RNA from Morchella importuna, 231 nucleotides. RefSeq lists its product as uncharacterized. Lineage: Eukaryota; Fungi; Ascomycota; Pezizomycetes; Pezizales; Morchellaceae. The transcript has 2 exons. Bases 1 to 231 code for a protein of 76 amino acids. The record is from RefSeq and is a predicted model, not a curated record.
AUGAGCGGUCAUGUCUUUUUUUUCUUCCAUUUGCCAUUUCUCCCUUUCUCCCUUUCUCCCUUUCUCCAUUUCUCCAUUUCUCCCAAUUCUUCCUCCCUCUCUUCCCACCGCCCCACCACCACUUCCCUCCACCUCCCCGGAAGCCUGAAAAUACCCUCCCCGGGCCCGCGGGCUUCCACUCCACCCCACCUCUUUGGCGGCGCGGCGGCCUUGACAGAACUGACAGACUGA